Molecule: messenger RNA, 1835 nt
Organism: Thalassophryne amazonica
Lineage: Eukaryota; Metazoa; Chordata; Actinopteri; Batrachoidiformes; Batrachoididae
Gene: srd5a3
Product: steroid 5 alpha-reductase 3
Exons: 5
Coding region: 17-964 (315 amino acids)
Biological process (GO): dolichol-linked oligosaccharide biosynthetic process; polyprenol catabolic process
Cellular component (GO): endoplasmic reticulum
Molecular function (GO): 3-oxo-5-alpha-steroid 4-dehydrogenase activity
Source: RefSeq, a predicted model, not a curated record
CAAAGUACAAUUGAAGAUGUAUUUGAGCGGUUUUAAGACGAACUAUGUCAACAUUUUUUGGAGUUCUUUGUCUUUAAGUUUCUUGUUAGCGUUUUUUGCUCAUAAAGUCUUAGUAAAUCUACCGAGGAAAUUUGAAACGUGUUUUAUUUUUGUGUUAUUUCAGGAUCUUAUCCGGUACGGAAAAACCAAACAAAACUUCAAACGAGCCGACUGGCUCCGUGUCUUUGAUGUUCCGAAAAGGUGGUUUUGGCAUUUCUAUGUCGUCUCUGUUGGAUGGAACGGUUUUCUGCUGAUCUCAUACCUUAACUUCAUAUUUCUGAGUCAGUCCCUUCCUUUAUGGUUGACUACAACAUUAGACCGUUUUACUGGAGUACCAAGCUCUGACAGUCAAGGUCCACAACUGUCAGUUGUCCUGGUGCUGCUGCUGCUGUGGACCCACUCACUCAGGAGGCUGCUGGAGUGCCUGUUUAUCAGUGUGUUCUCUGAUGGAUCCAUUCACGUGGUCCAGUACGUGUUUGGGCUGGGGUAUUACAUCAUCGUGGGGUUGACUGUACUCUGCCAUGAUCGCCUGGGAAAAGGAAUUGACACUGUCCUCUCCCAGCUGAACUGGUUCCAUGUCUCUGGCUGUGCACUUUUCAUAUGGGGCUCAUUGUUGCAGCACCAGUCCCUGGUCCUGCUGGCCAGGCUGCGCACUGGUACAUCAGGAACAGUGAAAAUGCUGGCUCACAGAAUGCCAAAGGAAGGCUGGUUCGAAUUGGUGUCAUGUCCACAUUAUUUUGCUGAGCUGGUGAUCUACGCGUCACUCGGUUUGGUUAUUGGAGGCUUUUCUGUUACCUGGUGGCUUGUGGUCAGUUAUGUGUUCUUUAACCAGGCGUUGGCAGCACAGCUUUGUCACGACUUUUACAUCAGUAAAUAUGAAUUGUACCCAAAACAUAGAAAAGCAUUUAUACCUUUUAUGCUAUGAUUUGUUUUGUGUUCUUUAGUCUGAACAAUAGAUGUGAGGAAGUGGUAAAACCUGCUGUUGACUAAUUGCUGCUCCACAGGGGCACAACGCUGGCUGUAAACACCUCCCGGGUGUGCUGUGAAAUUAUUAUUCUUCUCGAGUAAAAUCUCUGUUAUAUGAGGACAUUACAAGUUAUUUCUUCAAGUUCAUCAUCGCAGCAAGAUUUGAUUCUUUUCACCACAAAGCCCAGGAUUAGGGAUACUGGGUUCUCCUCCUGGUGCUGGGCCCAGGGUGGGGGUGGCUUGCAUGGGAGCGCCUGAUGGCUGGGUCUCAAACCAUGGGACUUGAUCAGGCGCAGCCCGAUGAAACAACACUGUCACCUCCAUGUGGGCUCAACACCCACAGGGACUGUGUAGAGGGUCUGGUGUGCUGCUUUUCUAGCAGUGGACGGGGCAAACAUCCACACGGACUGGCAUUUCUUUUUUUGUUUUCUUUUUUAUUAUUAUUAUUUGGAUGUUGUGCUGACACAAUUAUAAUCAAAGGUUAAACAAAUUAAAUUAUAGAUGGCAGACAUCUGCAGAAUUGAUACUCAUAUUUAAAGUUGUCAUGUUGUACAUGUUUCAGCAAGCGGUCGUUUGUUGUCUUGUUCACAGAUACAGAGAUACUGAGGUGAGGGAAUUCAGGUCUUUCAAAAAUCUACACUCCUCCAAAGAUUUAAGGGAACAAGUGGUUCACAUGGUUCAGCUGACUGUAGAGUAAGAUUUUGUUAGAAAUCAGCUGGUUACAGUGCAACAGAUAACAGAAUAUUUACAGAGCAGUCCGGCAAAUAGAGAUACAAGCACCAAAUGUUAUUGUUUAUAAACAGCAAGAAUGGUGGCAAAGGUCAGUUUCA